UGCACGGCCGGUCGCUGGUCGUCGGAUACGUUGGCAUGUGGUUCGCCUGGCCAUUCUCAGUCUCGGGUAAGUGAUCGAUCAAUGUCGCUCUCUUUCAACUUAGCUAACGAAAGCUAGUCUCAGGAGAUGGACUGCACCCUCCAAUGUGGUCCGCACACGACAGAGAACAGCAAGCACGUCCAAGCCCGCACAAUCUCUAGUGCACUUGACCUCGUCCCAGUCGGGCAGGUCUCUCCAGUCGGCGGUGACACUUCAGCUGUUCCCUACGCGCAUGGCUAUUGCAGCUUCAAAAUGCAGCUUAGCAAUCAAUGCAUCCACACUCCCGAACAGGGAUGGCACAGCCAGAUGCUUGGGAUGCUCUACAGCAUUGAAGACAAUGACCGCAAGACCGCGGUAAUGUACCCCAACGGCGUCGGCCGUAUCGAUCAAGGAGCCAUCAGGCUAUUGGGCAUGGGAGACUUUCGCCUGGCUUACAGCAAUGACGACAAGCAGGUCUACUUUGCCUUCAAUGGCGGCUGGUGGGCCACAAACACCAAGGAUGAUGGUCAUGCGUUCGGUCUGUGCAGUUGGAACCCCUGGACGAAGCCUGACUUGGUCUGCAUUCCGGAGCACGGCGUACACUACCGCCUUUCCGAUAUGACUUGUAUCUUCAAAUGCUAGAUGGUCGGAAGAGUAGGAACUGCGAUGCGCUAGAUGGAGAUCGUCAGCAGAACAAUAUGGUACAUGA
This is a messenger RNA of Cucurbitaria berberidis CBS 394.84, 727 nucleotides long. RefSeq lists its product as uncharacterized. The record is from RefSeq and is a predicted model, not a curated record. The transcript has 2 exons. NCBI's taxonomy places the organism in Eukaryota, Fungi, Ascomycota, Dothideomycetes, Pleosporales, Cucurbitariaceae. Bases 127 to 660 code for a protein of 177 amino acids.